This is a messenger RNA of Pan troglodytes (chimpanzee), 3875 nucleotides long. RefSeq names its product TNF receptor associated factor 3 (gene TRAF3). Bases 1666 to 3372 code for a protein of 568 amino acids. The record is from RefSeq and is a predicted model, not a curated record. Gene Ontology annotation, molecular function: zinc ion binding; tumor necrosis factor receptor binding. NCBI's taxonomy places the organism in Eukaryota, Metazoa, Chordata, Mammalia, Primates, Hominidae. The transcript has 13 exons. Gene Ontology annotation, biological process: regulation of apoptotic process; Toll signaling pathway; regulation of cytokine production. Gene Ontology annotation, cellular component: plasma membrane signaling receptor complex; cytoplasmic side of plasma membrane.
GCCGUAGGUGUUCCCUGUCAGGAAUCUACGCGGAGGCAUGUCUGCUGUGGCCAAAUGUGUUCAUUCGUUCAUAUCUCACAAACCUUGUCCUGGAGGUGCACUCGGGCCCGGGUUCUUCCUCCUGUGCGGUGCCAAGCCCUCCUCCACCACGCAUGAUGGUGUGUUCUCCGUGACUCUUCCUCCUAGAGCACCGCUGCCCGCCCUGACGGCGGUUCCCCACAGUCAGAUUGAGUAUCCCUUAUCUGAAAUGCUUGGGACUAGAAGUGUUUCAGAUUCUGAUCUUUUUGGAUUUUGGCAUAUUUGAAUAUGCAUAAUUGGAUAUCUUGGGGAUGAGACUUAAGUGUAAACACAAAAUUCUUUUCAUAUACACCUUAUACACAUAGCCUGAAGGUAAUUUUAUGCAAUAUUCUUAAAUAUUUUGUGCAUGAAACAGAGUUUUGACUGUGACCCGUCACGUGAGGUCAGUUGGAGAAUUUUCCUCUUGUGGUGGUAUGUUGGUACUCAGAAAGUUUCGGAUUUUGGAGCAGUUUGGAUUUUUGGAUUAGGGAUGCUCCAUUUGAAUAUCCUUUUUAUAUACAGCACAUGGUCAGUGCUGACUAAACUUAGUAUUGCAUGAAUGAAUGAAAACCAAAGGUCAUUUACUAAGCGUGCUACUAUUUCAGAAGCCUCUUUUUCCUAAUUUGGUUCUAUGGUCAGUGGUUUAAUAUUUCAAGUGCUCUGACCACGUAAUGGUUGUUACCACACUGUGAAGGUGGCUGGGUGUUCAGUGAUUGCUGCCCACAGAGGACCUGGAAGUGCUUGCUGUACUUGGUUUUCUGGAAUGGAAAUCAUGGCUCAUUCCCAGGAGCCCCUGAGCAGGGGCUUUGAGUCUGGUGCUAAGCAGCAGAUGUGCAGAUUCCCGCAGGGCGUACCUGAGCCCGGAGAGGGGGCGUCGUAGCGCACAGAGCACUGUUUCCGCAUUCCCACCCCGCACGGCCAGUUGUCACAGCCAUCCUCCAGUAAAAACCAGAAACCAGUCAACCUCUAUGAGACAGGUAGGAAAUCUAGAAAAAGCCUCAGGUGUUCACAGCAUUUUUUAAAGAUUCUUUAAAAAUCUUUGUGAUUGGAAAGACUGCUUCCUGUGCCAGAGAGUCUCUCUCCAGCGCUUUUGCUUCUGAGGUUGGUAGCUUUCAGAAAGACUGCAAUGCAGCGGUUACCAAAGUCCUUGUUAAUAUGGAAACAACUCGUGGUGAAGCCUUUUGCUCCCCUUCACAACUGCUGACUGUUGCCUGCAGUCGGAAGGAGGAGAUAAUGAAGGUAAUACUCCUCCGGACCUGGCAGUUUAGUGAUUAGAACGUACGCGAUUCUGUGAAUGCUGUGGCUGGCACAGCAUGUCCUGCAGCAGCUCUGUCAACUUACUGAUGCAGUGGGCUUCCUGGGAACGUGAAGCUGAAGAUGUCUUUGCAGUUUGUGCACGAUAAUUUUGUUUUCAUCUGUCUGUUCAGAUGGUGGAUUAUAAGAAGAUGAGGAAAAUGAGGCCCAAAGAAGUGAUGCCACUUGGUUAAGGUCCCAGAGCAGGUCAGAAUCAGACCUAGGAUCAGAAACCUGGCUCCUGGCUCCUGGCUCCUGGCUCCCUACUCUUCUAAGGAUCGCUGUCCUGACAGAAGAGAACUCCUCUUUCCUAAAAUGGAGUCGAGUAAAAAGAUGGACUCUCCUGGCGCGCUGCAGACUAACCCGCCGCUAAAGCUGCACACUGACCGCAGUGCUGGGACGCCAGUUUUUGUCCCUGAACAAGGAGGUUACAAGGAAAAGUUUGUGAAGACCGUGGAGGACAAGUACAAGUGUGAGAAGUGCCACCUGGUGCUGUGCAGCCCGAAGCAGACCGAGUGUGGGCACCGCUUCUGCGAGAGCUGCAUGGCGGCCCUGCUGAGCUCUUCAAGUCCAAAAUGUACAGCGUGUCAAGAGAGCAUUGUUAAAGAUAAGGUGUUUAAGGAUAAUUGCUGCAAGAGAGAAAUUCUGGCUCUUCAGAUCUAUUGUCGGAAUGAAAGCAGAGGUUGUGCAGAGCAGUUAACGCUGGGACAUCUGCUGGUGCAUUUAAAAAAUGAUUGCCAUUUUGAAGAACUUCCAUGUGUGCGUCCUGACUGCAAAGAAAAGGUCUUGAGGAAAGACCUGCGAGACCACGUGGAGAAGGCGUGUAAAUAUCGGGAAGCCACGUGCAGCCACUGCAAGAGUCAGGUUCCGAUGAUCGCGCUGCAGAAACACGAAGACACCGACUGUCCCUGCGUGGUGGUGUCCUGCCCUCACAAGUGCAGCGUCCAGACUCUCCUGAGGAGCGAGUUGAGUGCACACUUGUCAGAGUGUGUCAAUGCCCCCAGCACCUGUAGUUUUAAGCGCUAUGGCUGCGUUUUUCAGGGGACAAACCAGCAGAUAAAGGCCCACGAGGCCAGCUCCGCCGUGCAGCACGUCAACCUGCUGAAGGAGUGGAGCAACUCGCUCGAAAAGAAGGUUUCCUUGUUGCAGAAUGAAAGUGUAGAAAAAAACAAGAGCAUACAAAGUUUGCACAAUCAGAUAUGUAGCUUUGAAAUUGAAAUUGAGAGACAAAAGGAAAUGCUUCGAAAUAAUGAAUCCAAAAUCCUUCAUUUACAGCGAGUGAUAGACAGCCAAGCAGAGAAACUGAAGGAGCUUGACAAGGAGAUCCGGCCCUUCCGGCAGAACUGGGAGGAAGCAGACAGCAUGAAGAGCAGCGUGGAGUCCCUCCAGAACCGCGUGACCGAGCUGGAGAGCGUGGACAAGAGCGCGGGGCAAGUGGCUCGGAACACAGGCCUGCUGGAGUCCCAGCUGAGCCGGCAUGACCAGAUGCUGAGUGUGCACGACAUCCGCCUAGCCGACAUGGACCUGCGCUUCCAGGUCCUGGAGACCGCCAGCUACAAUGGAGUGCUCAUCUGGAAGAUUCGCGACUACAAGCGGCGGAAGCAGGAGGCCGUCAUGGGGAAGACCCUGUCCCUUUACAGCCAGCCUUUCUACACUGGUUACUUUGGCUAUAAGAUGUGUGCCAGGGUCUACCUGAACGGGGACGGGAUGGGGAAGGGGACGCACUUGUCGCUGUUUUUUGUCAUCAUGCGUGGAGAAUAUGAUGCCCUGCUUCCUUGGCCGUUUAAGCAGAAAGUGACACUCAUGCUGAUGGAUCAGGGGUCCUCUCGACGUCAUUUGGGAGAUGCGUUCAAGCCCGACCCCAACAGCAGCAGCUUCAAGAAGCCCACUGGAGAGAUGAAUAUCGCCUCUGGCUGCCCAGUCUUUGUGGCCCAAACUGUUCUAGAAAAUGGGACAUAUAUUAAAGAUGAUACAAUUUUUAUUAAAGUCAUAGUGGAUACUUCGGAUCUGCCCGAUCCCUGAUGAGUAGCUGGGGAGGUGGAUUUAGCAGAAGGCAACUCCUCUGGGGGAUUUGAACCGGUCUGUCUUCACUGAGGUCCUCGCGCUCAGAAAAGGACCUUGUGAGACGGAGGAAGCGGCAGAAGGCGGACGCGUGCCGGCGGGAGGAGCCACGCGUGAGCACACCUGACACGUUUUAUAAUAGACUAGCCACACUUCACUCUGAAGAAUUAUUUAUCCUUCAACAAGAUAAAUAUUGCUGUCAGAGAAGGUUUUCAUUUUCAUUUUUAAAGAUCUAGUUAAGGUGGAAAACAUAUAUGCUAAACAAAAGAAACAUGAUUUUUCUUCCUUAAACUUGAACACCAAAAAACACACACACACACACACGUGGGGAUAGCUGGACAUGUCAGCAUGUUAAGUAAAAGGAGAAUUUAUGAAAUAGUAAUGCAAUUCUGAUAUCUUCUUUCUAAAAUUCAAGAGUGCAAUUUUGUUUCAAAUACAGUAUAUUGUCUAUUUUUAAGGCCUCA